UUGAGGGGAAGAAGAAGAUUUUUCGUUUUUAAAAAAAUUCUGGGAUCAUGAUGAGGAUUUGAAGGAUAUAUAUUAGGAUCCAAUAGAUGGCAGUAAUGCAACAACAAUGGAUGCAAGCUGCCGUUAAAUCCUAAAGAAGAAGAAGAAGAAGAAGACUCGUCAGGUCUUAAGACCAUUUCCCAGUUCUCAGUUAUUCUACUUUCCAUACUAGCAGAGGUUUGUUUUUGCUCUUUUAAACACACGUUUUCUGGGUGGAUGGCAGAUGAAAGACUUUCUUCUGCGGGAGGUAUGGACGUUGGUGUUGUGGUGACGGUUCGCCUGAUCAGGUCGUUCGAGCAGAGAAACUUCAGGCCUGUGGUGUUCCAGCAGGUCUGCCUGGAGCAGACCGCGCAGGACUUCAUGCGCUCUGUGAGAGACGAUAUUGUCUCAAGACCAGGACUUCCUCCUCCUUUCAGAAAGUAUGGAUACGACACCAUGAAGAUUAUUCACCAAGCUCAUGGAGCAAAGACAAAUGAGUUGGUAAUGAGUUUAUAUGACGACGAAAAUCUCAUUUUACAAGAUGACCAAACCCUCAGAGCUGCUGGAGUUGCUAAUGAAACAGAAGUAGGAUUCUUCAGAGAAGAAGAUUAUGUUGUUUACAAAGCAAAUCCCAAAUCUACAUGGUGACCACGGAGUGGAAGGUUACAGCCUGACUAAUCUCUGAAGCACUGGCAGGACAAUAACAAUCAGGAGGUUGCUAUUGUCCUUUGUAAUGAAAAAAAGUUGUGAUUUUUUAAGCUGUUUUUUGUUAAGCAUAUGCAACAGUAUGACACUUUGGCCUUUUAUGUUCUUUUAUCAAGAUGGUAAGCAUCCGAUAAACUUAACCAUUGAAAUGUCUUUGUUGUGAAUGUAAUUUAUAUAAAUAUGUUGAAUAAACUUUGAAAAAUA
Fundulus heteroclitus (mummichog) is the source of this 927-nucleotide messenger RNA. It is a transcript of the gene c7h2orf76, whose product is annotated as chromosome 7 C2orf76 homolog. Bases 256 to 666 code for a protein of 136 amino acids. The record is from RefSeq and is a predicted model, not a curated record. The transcript has 5 exons. Lineage: Eukaryota; Metazoa; Chordata; Actinopteri; Cyprinodontiformes; Fundulidae.